UCCGAACUGUUCGAUCGGAACCUCUCAAGUAACUCUUACAUUCAUUUCAACUCAAUCAUCAUGCUGUCCUGCACGAAGAUGUUCACGGUGUGCGCGACCGCAGCCCUGAUCAUGUCCACCAUUACCGAGGCAACCGUCGGCAACCAGGUCCCAGACUACAAGCACGGGGUGCAGCUGGGUGUUGGUGCCGGAGUGGGUCUUGGUUUAGGCGGCGGUGAGCAGAAUCAGAACGCGGAGACGCCAUGCCCCCAGUCUGACAACUCUCAGUCGGUUACCCAGAACGGCCUUGGUGUUGGUGUCGGCCUCGGCCUCGGUGUCGGCGGCGGUCACCCGGACCAGAACGGAGGCGUCGGACUUGGCGCGGGACUGGGCCUCGGACUCGGUGUCGGCGGCGGUCACCCGGACCAGAACGGAGGCGUCGGACUUGGCGCCGGACUGGGUCUCGGACUCGGUGUCGGCGGCGGUCACCCGGACCAGAACGGAGGCGUCGGAGUAGGCGCGGGACUGGGCCUCGGCCUUGGUGUCGGCGGCGGUCACCCGGUCCAGAACGGAGGCGUCGGACUUGGCGCGGGACUGGGCCUCGGACUCGGUGUCGGCGGCGGUCACCCGGACCAGAACGGAGGCGUCGGACUUGGCGCCGGACUGGGUCUCGGACUCGGUGUCGGCGGCGGUCACCCGGACCAGAACGGAGGCGUCGGAGUAGGCGCGGGACUGGGCCUCGGCCUUGGUGUCGGCGGCGGUCACCCGGUCCAGAACGGAGGCGUCGGAGUAGGCGCGGGACUGGGUCUCGGACUCGGUGUCGGCGGCGGUCACCCGGUCCAGAACGGAGGCGUCGGACUUGGCGCCGGACUGGGUCUCGGACUCGGUGUCGGCGGCGGUCACCCGGGCCAGAACGGAGGCGUCGGACUUGGCGCCGGACUGGGUCUAGGACUCGGUGUCGGCGGCGGUCACCCGGACCAGAACGGAGGCGUCGGACUUGGCGCCGGACUGGGCCUAGGACUCGGUGUCGGCGGUGGUCACCCGGACCAGAACGGAGGCGUCGGACUUGGCGCCGGACUGGGUCUAGGACUCGGUGUCGGCGGUGGUCACCCGAACCAGAACGGUGGCGUCGGACUUGGCGCCGGACUGGGCUUCGGACUUGGACUUGGGGGUGGUGAGCAGAACCAAAAUUCCCACACGUCUUCGCAGUCGGGUGAGCAGAACGGCGGCGUUGGCGUUGGUGUCGGUCUUGGUGCCGGCGUGAAUGUUGGCGGUGUCGGUGUUGAUGUCGGAGCCGGUGUUGGUGUUGGUGUUGGCAUUGGCGGUGGUGAGCAGAACCAGAACGCUGAGACCCCUCGCCCAAACUCUCAGACAUCUUCGCAGUCGGGUGAGCAGAACGGCGGCGUUGGCGUUGGUGUCGGUCUUGGUGCCGGCGUGAAUGUUGGCGGUGCCGGUGUUGAUGUCGGUGUUGGUGUUGAUGUUGGCAUUGGCGGUGGUGAUCAGAACCAGAACGCUGAGACCCCUCGCCCAAACUCUCAGACAUCUUCGCAGUCGGGUGAGCAGAACGGCGGCGUUGGCGUUGGUGUCGGUCUUGGUGCCGGCGUGAAUGUUGGCGGUGUCGGUGUUGAUGUCGGAGCCGGUGUUGGUGUUGGUGUUGGCAUUGGCGGUGGUGAUCAGAACCAGAACGCUGAGACCCCUCGCCCAAACUCUCAGACAUCUUCGCAGUCGGGUGAGCAGAACGGCGGCGUUGGCGUUGGUGUCGGUCUUGGUGCCGGCGUGAAUGUUGGCGGUGUCGGUGUUGACGCCGGUGUUGGCGUGGGUGUCGGCAUUGGCCUUGGCGGGGGUGAGCAGAACCAAAACACACCGACUCCUUGCCCUGGCAGCAACAAUGGUUCGCAGAACCAGGGCAGCGACGAGACCCCGGCCCCUGUUGGUGACAAUGGCUCGCAGCAUCAGGAUGCCCCGACUCCGUGUCCCGGCAGCAACAACGGCUCGCAGAACCAGGGUGGCGAGGAAACUCCGGCCCCUGUUGGCAACAAUGGCUCCCAGAACCAGAAUAACGGUUCGCAGACUCAGGGCGGUGAGCACGAGCAGGAGCAGCAGCACGAGCAGGAGCAGCAGCACGAGCAGGAGCAAACUACUCAGCAGACCACGAACGAAGCGGCUCAGCAGAGUGGUCGCCGCCUCCGUUCGCUAAACUAACUGGUUGAGAAGCACUUGGAUGCCGUCGAGGCAUACACAGGAUCUACUGUUACUACAUGUAGACCCAACAAGUAUUCAUGAUCUUUCUGUCAAACAGAUUGUACUUCGCAUUUGCUGGUAUAACUACAUGUAGCUACCGGGCUUAAUCCUUCUACGUAGUACGAAUAAAACAUAGUUGGAUAAUGCAUUUGAUUGUUCAUGAACCUCUAGUAAAGUGUCAUCAGCAAUAAGCUCAUAUUUUUAACCUUAAAUUGAGCUCGAGAAUAGGGUCCGGUGAGAAUUUAUGCCAAAAUCGACUUCUUUAAUUCAUUAA
This is a messenger RNA of Phytophthora infestans T30-4, 2494 nucleotides long. RefSeq lists its product as uncharacterized. NCBI's taxonomy places the organism in Eukaryota, Oomycota, Peronosporomycetes, Peronosporales, Peronosporaceae. The transcript has a single exon. The coding region runs from base 61 to 2181 and encodes 706 amino acids. The record is from RefSeq and is a predicted model, not a curated record.